Messenger RNA from Talpa occidentalis (Iberian mole), 7536 nucleotides. RefSeq names its product zinc finger protein 283 (gene ZNF283). The record is from RefSeq and is a predicted model, not a curated record. The transcript is spliced from 3 exons. Gene Ontology annotation, molecular function: RNA polymerase II cis-regulatory region sequence-specific DNA binding; DNA-binding transcription factor activity, RNA polymerase II-specific. The coding region runs from base 35 to 2056 and encodes 673 amino acids. Gene Ontology annotation, biological process: regulation of transcription by RNA polymerase II. Lineage: Eukaryota; Metazoa; Chordata; Mammalia; Eulipotyphla; Talpidae.
UGGAGUAUUAAUUAAUCCUUGCAAUUCUAAAACCAUGACUGAGGGGUUGGUGACAUUCAGGGAUGUGGCCAUCGACUUCUCUCAAGAGGAGUGGGAAUGCCUGGCUCCUGCUCAGAGGGACUUAUAUGUGGAUGUGAUGUUGGAGAACUAUAGUAACUUGGUCUCCCUGGUAUUUGAUUUUCUUUCAGAUUUGGAGUCAACAUAUGAGACUAAACAUACAUUUUCAGAAAACGACAUUUUUGAAAUAAAUUUUUCCCAAUGGGAGAUAAAAGAAAGAAGUAAAAUCCUUGGCCUUGAGGCAUCCAUUUUCAAAAAUAAUUGGAAGUGCAAAAGCAAAUUGGAGGGACUUAAGGGACAUCAAGAGGGGUACUUCAGUCAAAUGAUAAUCAGUUGUGGAAAAAUGCCCACUUAUAGAAGUAAAUCACUUACAGCACAUCAAAGAAUUCACACUAGAGAGAAGCCCUAUGUUUGUAAGAAAUGCGGGAAGGCUUGUAGUCAUGGCUCAAAACUUGUUCAACAUGAGAGAACUCAUACAGCUAAGAAACACUUUGAAUGUAAAGAUUGUGGGAAGCAGUUUUUUAGUGCCUAUCAGCUCACUGUGCACCAAAGAUUUCAUACAGGUGAGAAACCGUAUGAGUGUAAGGAAUGUGGGAAAACCUUUAGUUGGGGAUCAAGUCUUGUUAAACAUGAGAGAAUCCACACUGGUGAGAAACCCUAUGAAUGUAAGGAAUGUGGCAAGGCCUUCAGUCGUGGCUAUCACCUUACUCAACAUCAGAAAAUCCAUAUUGGUGUGAAAUCUUAUGAAUGUAAAGAAUGUGGGAAGGCCUUUUUUUGGAGCUCCAGCCUUGCUAAACAUGAGAUAAUUCAUACAGGUGAGAAACCCUAUACAUGUAAAGAGUGUGGGAAAGCCUUCAGUCGUGGCUAUCAACUUACUCAGCAUCAGAAAAUCCAUACUGGUAAGAAACCUUAUGAAUGUAAGAUAUGUGGAAAAGCUUUUUGCUGGGGCUAUCAACUUACUCGACAUCAGAUAUUUCAUACUGGCAAGAAACCUUACGAAUGCAAGGAGUGUGGGAAGACCUUUAAUUGUGGCUCAAGUCUUAUUCAACACGAACGAAUUCACACUGGCGAGAAACCCUAUGAGUGUAAAGAAUGCGGGAAAGCCUUCAGUCGUGGCUAUCACCUUACUCAGCAUCAGAAAAUCCAUACGGGUGAAAAACCUUUUGAAUGUAAAGAAUGUGGAAAGGCCUUUAGUUGGGGUUCAAGUCUUGUUAAACAUGAGAGAGUCCAUACUGGUGAGAAAUCCUAUGAAUUUAAAGAAUGUGGGAAAGCUUUUGGUAGUGGCCAUCAACUUACUCGACAUCAGAUAUUUCAUACGGGUGAGAAGCCCUAUGAAUGUAAAGAAUGUGGAAAAGCCUUUAAUUGUGGUUCAAGUCUUGUUCAGCAUGAGAGAAUCCACACUGGCGAGAAACCCUACAAGUGUAAAGAAUGCGGGAAAGCCUUCAGUCGUGGCUAUCACCUUACUCAGCAUCAGAAAAUCCAUACAGGUGAAAAACCUUUUGAAUGUAAAGACUGUGGGAAGACCUUCAGUUGGGGUUCAAGUCUUGUUAAACACGAGAGAGUCCAUACUGGUGAGAAAUCCUAUGGAUGUAAAGAAUGUGGGAAGGCCUUCAGUCAUGGCUAUCACCUUGUGCAACACCAGAAAAUCCAUACUGGUGAGAAACCUUUUAAAUGUAAGAAAUGUGAGAAGACCUUUAGUUGGGGUUCAAGCCUCAUUAAACACGAGAGAGUCCAUUCUGGUGAGAAAUCCUAUGGAUGUGAAGAAUGUGGGGAGUUCUUUGGUAGUGGCUAUCAGCUUAAUGUUCAUCAGAGAUUUCAUACUGAUGAGAAACCUUAUCAGUGUAAGGAAUUUGGGACUGUGUUCAGUUGUGGCUCAGGUCUUGUUCAACAUGAGAGAAGUCACAAUAAUGAUAAACUCUGUAACUAUAAAGAAUGUGGCAAAGCCUUUAUAUGGACAGCUUACUCAAAUGAGAUUACUGAUACUAGUGAAAGUUUAUGAUUGAAGAGAAGUGAAAACAUUGUUUUUGUAUAUGGACAACUUGUUCACCACAAUUCUUAGUCUUGAGAAGACUUAUGAAUGCAAAAAGCUUUCCUGUAUAGGCAGUUUAGUUGAUACCAGAAAAUUCAUAUUAUUGAGAAAUCUCAAAUUUUCAAAAAAUAGGAAAAGGCCUUUCAAUUUCUGUAUGAUCUUAUUGAACAUCAGUGUUACUGAUAUGAAACCAUUUAAAUGUAAGGAAUAUGUGAAGAUCUUUAUUCAUGGUGCAAAGUCUGAUAAACAUCAGAGGAUCUAUACUCAUUAGAAACACUUAUAGGAAUGUGGUAAGGACCUAAUUGUUUUUGCUCUGCACAUUAGAGUUGCUGCUACUGGAAUACAGAUGAAUAUAAGGAAUGUAGGGAGGCAUGUAGACGUGGUAGAAUUAAUCCACAUGAGAAACCCUUUGAAUUAGAUUGUAGGAAGGCCUUUAAUUAAGUGCUGUUCAAACUCUUGUCCCGAGACUAGUGCCAUCCAUGAAAUUGUUACCUGCCCACCAUAAGAAAAGUGUGUGGAAUCUUUUAUAGCAAUUUGAUACUGCACAUUAUCAUUUUAUAAAAAUAUUAGUCUGUGAAUGCUUAGAAAUUAAAAACAAAGUUUUUCUUUGCCUAGAAAUAAUUUGAAAACCAGCACUCUUUAAAAUAUGAAACAAGUCACAAUACGAUUUAGUUAAAAUAUGAAAUCCUUCACUUGUAAUUUCUGAUUAGGAGAAUGUUCAUAUUAUAGAAUAUUAGGCUGACAACAGAAGCAGAAUAUGCUUAUUCCUAUAAAAGCAUAAGAAAAUGCAUAUCAUAUGAUGGCUUCAUAAUCAUGUUCAAUCAGGAGGCUGUCAUGAUUCCAUGCUGGCAUCAAAGCAUGCUAAUGUUGAUGAAGUAAUAAGUUUAUACACAUAUUUGAAUCCAAUACUUUAAUAGUUAACUAAUUUCCAGAAAUGUCAGUUUCAUCAAAACUUCUGCAUUGACAAGUACCUGUGGCUCACCCCGGUAAUUAUUUUAACCUGCACCUCCCCUCUGUGUCCUCUCAGUAUAGACAGACCAUCUGAGUCAUCACCAGUCAUUUGCCAUAUAGUGGCCAACAGCUUUGUUCCACCCAAUUUUAAUAAUGAAGUGGAACACAGCAGGAUAUUUUUGAGUAUUUUAAUAGAAUAAAUCAUUGCUGAUCAUUUAGUGUUUCACUCCUCCUGGGUACCAUAUUUGCAUUUUAACUAGGAGGUGUGGACAUGGUGCCUUAUCCUAGCACUUCUGAAGUAGUGUCAAAAAACACCAGUACUUAAUAGCACUUGAAACACAAGAAUUCUCCAGUAAAAGAAGCAUAUGAAGCAAUCUUUACUAAAGUCAAUCUUAAGGAAAAACCAAAAGAGCACCUUUCAACUUAUCUCAUUGAAAAAAAUGUUCAACUUUGUUAAGUCUGGUGUAUCUCAAAUCCUGGAAAUCCUGAUUCACAUUACCAGUUACCAUUUUAAGGAUGUGAAACUAUAUUAGAAAAUGCUGCUAUACGUGGGUUUGGUCCCUGGCCUGCCAGGGAGCAGCACACAUGGCACAGCAGACCUCUCCUGUCUCUUCGCUGCUCCCCUCAGCAGUGUGUUUCACUCGGUCGGUCUGUUCUGUUCCCCGCUCUGUCUCUGGUGAAUCCUCUCACCCCCUGCAUCUCUGGCCCAUACCCCAGCUCUUGUAGGCAUAGAUAAAUACGUGAAUCUUUAAAAAGAAAAAAGAAAAUGCAGCUAUAACUAAAACUCUGAAGUUAAACCUCCUAGUCAUUGAAUCUGGUUUUUAGCGAUGAUGGAAUGGCAGUUUGCGUCUUCUCUCCAAUAGUGGCCUUCUGUUUUUUCUUAUUUGUGAAUAAAAAUCUUUGUUGUAUCUACUUAGGGAUGGCUCCUGUGUUUGUCAUAUGCAACUUAAUCUUUUCUUUUUUGCAAAUAUACAGUAUUUAAUUGGUUACUGUAUGAAUGGAAAGAAUGUGAGAAGGCAUUUAGUCGUAGCUAUCGCCUCAUCCAGUAUAGGAAAUCUAUACUGGUGAGAAAAAGUGUGUGUGUGUGUGUGUGUGUGUGAGAGAGAGAGAGAGAGAGAAACCAAUCAGUGCAUGAAAGCAAUCGUUUUGAUGCACUGGUUGGUUUCAUUUGCUACUAUCUUUUUUUUUUUUAAAGAUUUAUUUAUGUAUACAAGAACUGGGGUACAGACCAGAGGUGUAGGGGUGACAGGAUUCACCAGAGACAGAGUGGGGAGCAGAACAGGCAGAUCUACUGAAAUACACUGCUGAGGGGAGCAGCAGGCGAGACAGGAGAGGUCUACUGCACCAUGUGGAUAGCUCCCUGGCCUGCCAGGGAUCGAACUUGUGCUGCAGAGGCUGCAGAUUGCUUCACAGGUUGCUUCUUAACCCCUUAUGCCACCAGGGAGGCCCUCAUUUGCUACUAUCUUAUUUAGAAUUUUUACAUCUUUUGAGUGAUAUUAUGUGAUGUGCCUGUUUCAGUGUAUUUUUGUUUUUGUAUUUCAAUUGCCUGUUCUUUUAAAUUGCCUGACUGGUUGAUUGGAGAUCCUUAAUCACUUUUCUAGUAUAGUAUGUUGAUUUGUCUUGUCUUUGAAUUUCUGCUUUUUUUAAGAUUUAUUUAUUUAUGCAUACAAGAGAUGGGGUGUAGGCCAGAGUUGUGGAGGGCAGUGAGAGGAUUUACCAGAGACAGAGUGGGGAGCAGAACAGGUGGAUUGACUGAAUUACACUGCUGAGGGGAGACAGGAGAGGUCUGCUGCACCAUGUUAGUUAUCUUCCUGGUCAAGGAUAGAAUUCAGGCUGCAGUGGCUGCUGAUAGUUUCAUAGUGCUGAGACUUUUUUCCUGGUUGUUUUUUUUUCUAGAUGCAUUCAUGUUUCCUAUUUUACAUUUAGAAUUAUGAAAAAAACAUAGGAGACUAAUUAGUGAUCAUGGGCAUUUAUCUUUUACACAGGUCACAAAGGUAACUGUAAAAGAUCAUAAGCUGCACUUUAUUUUUAAAAACUUGAGAAAUAGGUAAGUCAGAGACAGGGAGGAUAACGUACAUAUUUCUGACAAAGGAUUAGCAUCUAUUGUAUCAAAAAGAUUUUAUCUGUGAAUCAUAAAAAUACAAAGAGCACUAUCUAAAUGGAUAAAAGUUGAACAGAUAUAGCAAAAGAGAAAAUAUAUGUAUGACCAAUAAGCACAUGGAAAGGUGGUCAGUAUCAUGUGGGAAAUAUUGAUAAAACAUGGAUAUUACUACAUAUCCACUAAAAUGGUUAGCUUUAAAAAGACUCACUGUGGACAAGAAUGUGAAGCAAUUGAAAUUCUCACAUUGCUGAUGGAUGCUAAAAUGGAGAAGUACUUUAGAAAAUAAUUUGACAGUUUCUGAUACUCCAUGACCCAGCGAUUUUGCUCCUAGAAAAAGAAAUGGAAUAAUAUGGCCACAAGAAAAUUGGUACAAGAAAAAAAGAUUUAAGAUACCAGAGCCAGUGUAAUGUGGAGCAGUAUCAAAAGAUAUAACGUGUGAGUUUUUGGAAGGAGGGAAAAAUAUUAAAGAAAUAAUGGCCAACAUUUUCUGAAAUUUGGUAAAAAGUCUAAGUGUACAGAUUUCAUAGGCUCAGAGAAUCCCCAACAGGAUUAACACAAUGACAACGAUAUGAAAGCACAUCAUACUCAAAGUUUAAAAUCUAAAGCACUAAGAAAAUCUUGUAAGCACCCAGAGAAAACGGCCCAUUACAUCUGAGGAAACGUAAUUCAAUUUCUCCUCAUAACCUGUGGAGGCCAGAAGUCAGUGCAAUUAUACAGCUAUCUUUUCUUUUAAAAAGGCAAAACAAAACUCAGAUUCUGUAGCAAGAAAAAAGUAUUUUUCAAGAAUAAAGGAAUUUCAAUCAGAGCAACUAUCAAAAUUCAUCAUCAGAUGUGCACUUAAGAAAUGUCAAAUUAAGGGCCUCCCCGGUGGCGCAGCGGUUGAGCACUAGGCUGUGAAGCUGCCCGCAGCUUCUGCAGCGCUGGUUCGAUCCCCGGCCUCUGGCGAGGGUUCCACAUGGCGCGCAGACCUCUCCUGCAGUGCCCACUGCUCCCCUCAGCAGUGUACUUCGUCAGUCUGCCUGUUCUGUUCCCCACUCUGGCUCUGGUGAAUCCUCUCACCCUCCCGCACUUCUGACUGUACCCAGUGCAUAUAUAAAUAAAUAAAUAAAUCUUUUUAAAAAAAUGUCAAAUUAAGUUCUUCAAAGCAGAAGGAAACUGAUACCAAAUAGCAAUAUAUAUCAUGGGGAAGGAAUGAAGAGCAUGAGAAAAGGUAAAAAAACAAAAGUUGAGGUUUUGUCUACAUUUAUUUAAAAUACAUAAGACUUUAUAUUUCCAAGUGAAGUGCCAAUGUGACUUUCCAUUAAUUACUUAUUAACUGCAAAGAAAAAUAUUUAUCAGUACACUGGAAAGAGCUGGUGGUCAAUAUAUGGAGAUCAAGCCUCAAUGCCACCUGAUACUUGACAAUAUUAUGUACAUAAUAUUAUCUAUGAGGGAGUUUUGUCAAAAUGUUUAAUCUGAAACUUAGGCCUGUACACAUAACCUCCAAUUCACAAAAGAAAAAGACAGUAAGCCCCAAAAUAUAGAAUUUGCUGUACUAUAUAUUACUUCUGAGGCUUCAGUCUGAGUCACAGAAAUGGUGGAGGAUAAAAUUUUUGACCAAAUGAUACCCAAUAACUCAUAUCAUUUAAAAUGCAUGAGCUUAUUUUGUUCUUUUUUUUAAGCCAUCAUUUUGAAAAGACAUUUUUUAAGCAACAGGAGAAAUUUGUACACAGACUAAAUAUAGGAAAUUAUAGGGUUACUAUUACUCUUCUUUAGUAACAGUGCUUCAGUGGUCACGUAGAAGAUUCUCUUUCAUUCUAGACAUUGUUGAUUUUUAAAAAUCAUAGUAAACUGGUAUAUGGAAUAUAUAUUUAUAUGCAGUAAGUAUAUUUGUGCAUCUGUAUGUAUAUAUUUUUCAUGAGUGAUAGAUCAGAUAUACUGAAUUUAGUUGCAGAGCAAACCAAACUUCACUGUACCAUUGUUUAAUCUUUUAUGUAAAUUUGAAAUCUUGGCAAACUUGUCCAAGUCCAUAUCUGUCUUUGGCUACCUUUGUUAGCCAAAACAAAGGUAUUAAUUUUUAAUUUCUUGGUGUUAAAUUCUAAUUUUAACUGUAGGGAAUGUGGUUUGCAAGUUAUCUGUAUUACAGAGCUUAUUGUGAGAAAAUUUCUUCAAAUCACAUAACAGCUAUACUCUCAACAUGCAAUAAAGACAUGGAGUUUUCUUCCAUUUUGUUUUGUUUUUGUUUUUGUUUUUUUUCUGAAAAUACUUAGGCACAUGGGGGCAGGGAGCUCAGUCUUUCUUGGCAUCUGCCUUCCUCAUGGCAGCCAGGAGGUUGCUCAAUUCCUCUCUCUUCUUCUUGGAGCCGAUGUAUGUCCCCAGCCUCUUCAUGAUAAAUUUUAGGGCACACUGGUCCUUGGAG